AUGAGAUUGAGGGAGUAAAAUAUUUGGAAUUAUUCUAAAUUUGAAAUUAAUUUCCAAAAUUCUAAUUUUUAAAUGAUGAGAGUAAUUUAAAUAUUGUUUGGAGUUACGUAGUGCUCCGUAAUUAAAAUCCUAAACCCUAGGCAAUGACCCAAUGUAAUCCGGAGUAUAUAUUCGAUAUAAUCACUCAGGCGUACAAGUCCUACUACCCAGGCGGUCAAUUCCUACUAUGGUUUAAGCUGGUUUAGCUCUAUCAAAGCAAUGAUUUCAACCAGAAUUGUAUUCAAGUUUCUUUAUUAUCUACAGUACAGGACAUGGAGAAUUGCAAAUUUCCAAGGGAGCUGCUGAUUGAGAUAUUGGUGAAAUUGCCGGUAAAAUCUCUUAUGCGAUUUAAGUGUGUGUGCAAAUAUUUGUAUGAUUUGAUAAAGAAGGAUCAUCAUUUGAUGCACAAAUUCUAUGAAAUUAACAGAGAAAAAUACGAUUAUGCUGUUAUAGAGGUCGAAACUGCAGCAAGAGAAUGCACUAACAAACUUUUCGGUUUGCUCAACAAAGAUUCGAAGUGUGAUGAGAUUAUAUUCACAUGCUUAGACAUACCUGGUUCAGUUACAAGAUAUGUGAGUUGUUGUGACGGGAUGCUAUGUUUGAUUCUGGGCAAGGAUGAUUUUGAUAUUUGUUCUUUAAAUUGUUAUUCUGGAGAUAUGAAUUUCAAUGUUUUGAUAUGGAACCCAUUCAUCAGGGAGAUAAAUGCCUUACCGUCUGUUGUCGUUCCCGACAACCCUCCCGCCCAUGUAGCUGUCACCUAUUUGCUGUUUGAGGCAUUUGGAUUUGGGGUUUCAAACAGCAAGGAAUGGAAGGUCGUCAUGUUGUGGUAUUUUGAUUAUGAUCCCAAGGAUAUAGACUUCACUUAUGAAAUUGUAAUGGUUUGCAGCCAAGAUGCAGGGGAUGGUUCAUGGAGGUGGAGAAAGAUUGAUGCUCUUCCAAAUGUGCCUGCGAAAUCUCGUGAAGAUUUUUAUCUCAGGGGAAAAUACUAUUGGCGGGUAGACUUAGAAUGGUGUUGGAAUUUAUCCUUCUCGGAAGAGCAUUUGCUGUGGUUCGACUUGGACAAUGAGGUUUUUGGGAUGAUCCAGUUGCCAACCAUACGUGGUCGUUUGUCAUGUACCGUCAUGAACGAGACUAUUGCUCUUGUUAGGCGCUGCUAUCAAAGGAAUCCAUUGGAUCACAUUGAGAUAUGGUUAAUGAGUGAAACCAGUGGUGACAUUGAAUGGCAUAAACAGUGGAGCAUCGAUUGUGGUGCAAGCAUACUCCAGCACGAGUCAUUGUAUCCGCCAACGGAAUAUCUAACUUGGGAUGAAGAUUGGAAUCCAAUAGGAAUUUGGAAUCAGGGUGGCCAUUUUUAUCUGUUGGCAUUUCCUUUUAUUAGGAAGUUUGACAAUACUGGUUUCGGCAGACAUCGUUGGUUUUCAUGUGAAGACAACUAUAAACCAUAUCUUGUUUCAGUCGAUUUGGAAACGCAAGAAAUGAAGCUCAUUUAUUUAACUCAAGAAAGCAAAUGUGUUAAAAUUGUUGCAAAUUCAUCAGGAAGGUAUGUUCAAGUUUUCUCCGAGAGCACUGCUGAAGCAACCCAAUUAUGGACGCGUUCCUUGUCAAAAUGCGAAGCAUGUGCUCGAAUUUACAACCCAAGUCUACAGAUGCUAUAGAUAAUGACAUUGGUGAUUGUUAUUUAGUUUUACUAACGUUUCUUACUUUCUUUUCACUUUCUCUUGAACCGGUUGAGAGCUACGAAGUACGUAGUAUUAUUUUGCUUUAUUAUGAUAAAUAAAGGCUUCAUUUUAGUGCAA
Molecule: messenger RNA, 1835 nt
Organism: Cuscuta epithymum
Lineage: Eukaryota; Viridiplantae; Streptophyta; Magnoliopsida; Solanales; Convolvulaceae
Source: the annotation of a GenBank genome assembly